AUGGCUUAAAAUAAAUUGGCUGAUAAUCAAUAUUUUACAAGUUGUUAUUCUAUAAAUACAUUUCUAGAGACAAAAUUUAUGAACUUUAAGAUUCUUUAUUCAUCUAAAGAAAAUGAAUAGAUUAGUGGAGCAAAAGUAUGUAUAAUUAAGUAAUUUGAAACUUUACAAAACCAGUUCUGUUAGCAGAAAGGUGUAAAUUAUUAAAUUAAAAUGAAGCUUUGCUGGUGUAUAUGUUGCUACGAAUGAAACUUAAACAAAAACAAUAUUUGAAUAUCCAUAUCAGGGGUUGUUUAAGCAAAUAUUGGUUUUAUUGUAUCAAUAUAUUUUAUGCUAAAAUAUUUUAUUAAGAUUGGUUUGUGUGCCUUUGAUAAAGCAAAUAAGAAUAAUAAUUGAAAACAGAAGUUUUUAUUUGCAUCUCUAUUUAUGGCAAUCAAUACUUUUAAAUUACAAAUAUGUUCAUAAUCUCGAAUUACUUUAUAUUUUUUCAAUAGACUAUUUUAUCUGA
This is a messenger RNA of Paramecium octaurelia, 505 nucleotides long. Lineage: Eukaryota; Ciliophora; Oligohymenophorea; Peniculida; Parameciidae. The record is from the annotation of a GenBank genome assembly.